Messenger RNA from Aspergillus oryzae RIB40, 909 nucleotides. Its product is annotated as velvet factor family protein. The transcript has a single exon. NCBI's taxonomy places the organism in Eukaryota, Fungi, Ascomycota, Eurotiomycetes, Eurotiales, Aspergillaceae. The record is from RefSeq and is a predicted model, not a curated record. Bases 1 to 909 code for a protein of 302 amino acids.
AUGUCGUUCACGGGCUCUAAAUUCCAAUUAAUCAUCCGCCAGCAGCCUACACGGGCACGCGUAGCUGGUGUGAAAGAGAAAGACCGCAAGCCGGUCGAUCCCCAACCGAUAGUGCAGUUCCAGGUGAUAGAGCGAGGAAAUUACCUCGCGCAACACUAUCUGCAGAGUCCCUACUAUUUCAUGUGCUGCAGCUUGUUCGAUCCCUUAAAUGACGUCCCAGUUCCUGUACCGCCAUCCACGGCUUUGACAGGUACUUUGGUCUCGUCACUCCACCGACUGAAGGACGAGGACAAUAGCGAAGGGGGCUUCUUUGUCUUUAGCGACUUGUCUGUGAAACUCGAGGGAAGCUUUCGGCUGAAGUUCACACUUUUUGAAAUGGGAGAGGGUAGCGCCUCUCAUUUGGCGUCCAUCAUCUCAGACCGCUUCACCGUGGCUCGCCCGAAGGACUUCCUUGGGAUGACAGAGGCAACCUCCCUGUCUAGACUAUUCGCAGACCAGGGAGUGAAAUUAAAGCUUCGGAAAAAGUCACGGGCAGGCAUAAAGCGGUCACUCCAACAAGUGGAGGAGUAUCCCCGACCGGCUCCUCGCCGUUCUCCGGAUUAUUCUUCGAUCCAGAUACCAGGGAAUCCCUCUACGGGUUAUUCAGGAGCUGUAGCUGGAGUAUAUCAAGACUACAGCUAUUAUACAGGCCCGGUUAAGCGGCAGUGCAUGUCGCUCGAUUAUACUAACCGAGGGACCUAUAACGACGGGCGAACGUACCCAAUAGAAGCCCAUCCACAGAGCCCAGCUCAGCCGACAAACCAACCACGGGCCUAUACAACUCCUAUAUUGCAAGGCCACGUGGGCGUUAGAAAUUACGCCAUGUCGGACGGUAUUCCGCCCUUUUCCCAGGUUCCUGAAAGCCUGUGA